Colletes gigas is the source of this 3433-nucleotide messenger RNA. It is a transcript of the gene nau, whose product is annotated as myogenic-determination protein. Lineage: Eukaryota; Metazoa; Arthropoda; Insecta; Hymenoptera; Colletidae. Bases 437 to 1495 code for a protein of 352 amino acids. Gene Ontology annotation, molecular function: RNA polymerase II cis-regulatory region sequence-specific DNA binding; protein dimerization activity; DNA-binding transcription factor activity, RNA polymerase II-specific. Gene Ontology annotation, biological process: muscle organ development; regulation of transcription by RNA polymerase II; positive regulation of myoblast differentiation. The record is from RefSeq and is a predicted model, not a curated record. The transcript has 5 exons.
CGUUUCGCCGGGCGAGAAAAGCGUGGCCGCGAGCGAGCAUCGCCUACGAUCGGCUACGAGUCUCGACGAGCGCGUACGAGCUUGCGUGUCGUGGCACGCGUGCAUCCUCCGAAAGCUCGGCUGCUUCAAUCUUUCCCCAGACUUUGGCUCGAUCUCGAAUCGCUCGAGCGUCGAAACGCCGUCGCCAACGUUCAUCGACUCGACGAUCGAUCGCGAUACGCGGCCCACGAUGAUACCGUCGAUCCGCCGGAAGUGCUCGGUAUGACGAUUGAUCGGACCGUACGGUAGCUCUGUCCCGCGAGGCGGUUCGGUUGAGUUUCGUGGAAGAAGUUUCGAGGUUUCGUUGGCAUCCGUGAGAGACAAGGUCGCGGCAAGGAAAGAUCGAGGAGCGUGUCGGAGGAUCGUUGCUCGCCGGUCCCAGCGUGAUCCUCGAGAUAUGAUGACCCUCGUGACGGACGCGGUGUCUUACGCGUGUCAAGCGGCCGGUAGAUCGACGUACGACUCUUACCGCCACCAUCACCUGCAACUACUGCAUCAUCCUCAUCACGGUCACCACCAUCAUCAUCGUUACCACCACCAUCGUUAUCAUCACCACUAUCACCAUCAUCAUCGGCGUCGACGCGUGUACGCGUCCGGCGAGCAUCCGUCGAUCGACUGCUUCCAAGGAUACCUGUCCGAGGGAAACGUGGACGAGGAAACGAGAAGCGUCGCCGAGGCGGCCGGCAGCGUCUCGCCGUUAGAGUCCACCAGCUCGCAGCGUUACCGGUACGAUCAUCGUCUCGGGUCGCAGUCGUCGCGGUACGUUUUGGAUUCCGACGACGCGUCGUCGGUGGUAUCGGUGGACGCAUCGGCCGAUCUCGAAUCCGCCUCCAUCGAGGCGGAGGAGAGCAACGAGGGCAACGAGUCGAACGAGCCGAAAGAACUGAACGAAUCGAACGAGAGCGAGUCGAGCGAGCACGUGCCUCAUCCUCACGCGGCGCUGGACGCGACAGCCUCGGCCCACGGUCCCCGCAGAUGCCUCCUCUGGGCCUGCAAAGCUUGCAAAAAGAAAACCGUGACCGUUGACCGAAGGAAAGCGGCGACCUUGCGGGAAAGAAGGCGCUUGAGAAAGGUGAACGAGGCGUUCGAGGUGUUGAAGAGAAGGACCAGCAACAACCCCAACCAGCGGCUGCCGAAAGUGGAGAUUCUGCGGAACGCGAUCGAGUACAUCGAGGGUCUGGAAGCGUUGUUGCAAGGGAACAGAUCCGCGGGUGCUCAAGAUCACGGUUUGGCCAAGAACGCGGGCGCAGACUCGCCGCGAUACGUGACGGAAAGGCUCAGGCAAUUCUCGGACCCUUUGGCAAGGUUUCAACCCAUCAACGGGUUCGAGCAAACGGAGCCGCAGUCACCUCAAAUCAGCGGAAGUAGCCUGGAUCGUCUGAACAUGAUCGUUCAGAGUAUCAAUGAUCCAUCUCGUUCGACCACCGAAACGCAUCGGUAUCCUUCCCACCAAUGAGAACGAGGAAAACAGUAUUAAAAGGAUCGAAGGGCUUUUGUCGGCUGUUCCUGCGCCAGAAAUGGGCAAAAGUUCGAAUAAUAGAUAACCAAUAACGCGUUACACAAUUCAAUUUUUAAUCCUCGUGAAAUACUUCAAUUUAUAAUGGAAAUUUUUAUUUUUUAACUUAUCUUUUACACGUUAUUCGACAGUUUGUUCUACGAUAGAUUAGAAGUUUGCCCAUCUCUGUCCUGGGCACGCCAAGUGGAUGCCAAGUUCCUAAAUUCGAAACGCCAUCGAUCAGAGACGGGCAAAAUUUCAUUCGAACAAUGAAAUUAAAUUUGAAUUCAGCGUGAAAUGUUUUAUUCUGUACUGAAAAUUCUAAUUUUAUAUCCAGUGAGUAACGGAUAAAUAAUUGCUUACAGGAGUUGAAACAAUUAUGAAAUGUUUUAAAUAGGAACUUUUGUAAUAAACUCACGUUGCAAGUUUCAGCGAGGAUGGAUGAGUAAAAGUUCUAGUUUGUAUAAAAUUUAUAAGAAAUGCAAAUGAAAAGUUCUUGUGUAACGGUAAUAGAUCGCGAGCGACGCUCGAUCACUUUUAUACACGUCAAAACUCUCCAUCGUUCUUGAAAAGUUUCGAUAUUAUAUUGGCAUUAAAGCUAUCCAUUAUCUACAAUGUACUAUAAAUACGAAGUUUCGUUUAUUUUACGAAACUUUUUCUAAUAAAAUUUCUAUGAUAACAGUUCUCUUGGAUCCUUUUAUGAGUUCUAAAAUAUCUCCGCCGCAGGAAGUCUUUAAUAAACUUCACGAGGCGCAAGUGUUUUUCGAUAAAACAAAAUCACAAGAACAUCGUCUUAAAGAAAAAAAAAAAACAGUUCGAACGGAAUUUAAAGAAAAUAAAAUCCGACCGAUUCCUGUUCUCCUGUUGUUUAUCCUUUGUUCGUUGGUAGAAAUUUGUAUCCGGAUAAGAAUUUUGUCCAUAUCUGGCAUCGAUUCAAGCGUCCAUCUCGCAACCUCGCCGAACGUUCGUCCCGUUAAAAAUAUUUAAAUCGCCAGUCUCGACACGAACAUCGCCGAACGAAUUAGUUCGCCGCCACGGUUCCCCCGACGCUCGGAAUCGAGCAAAUUUCAUUCACCGUAGACGAAUAAAAAUUUUAGAUCCGUUCGCGAGCCAACUGCGUUCCGUUGACUCGAUCGUAAAUUAGGAUGCAUCUCCUUUAAACCGACAUCCGCGUUUGCGUAUCAAUCUAAAAUUUAUAUUCUUUGUUCGCGAAAUAAAAUUUGCCCGACCCCGCUCGACCUUCUCCCGCUUCCCGAGGGAACCGUCGCGUAUCAAAAUGCGCGUGUAUCUAUGGACGAGAAAAUAAACGUGGACGAGUAAAUCAUACUCUGUAUCCUACUCGCGCGACAUCUCCGACAAAAAUUUUUCACGUUCGUACUUUCAUGUUCGCGAUUCUGAUCCCGCGUAAUCCCGAUUCCAUCUUCUAAGCGCGCACGCGCACGCGCGUACGUAUGCACACACACGGAUACGUUCAUCCGAGCUACACGACAAUAAAGAGCAUCGAGAAUCGUUUAAAUCCUGUGACUGAUUCGCCUGUUCGUUUAUUUCUUUUUUUAUCUACCGUUCAUCUUUCGUUCCGCGUUUCGUUACCUAUCGUUUCGCUCGACUCCAUUUUGGUUCGAAGACCAAACAAAUGGACGGAACGACUCGCCGCAAAUGUAAUCGAACCGGACCUCCUUCGACUAGAAUUGUUGCAAAUUGUUAUGUGACGGUUCUGAUUGAAACAAUUUUGAGAAUCUUUUAUUUCGAAUAACUGUAAAUCGUGAGUUCAUCUUCUUGUUGGAUGAGGAAUAGAGCCGUAUUUUGUUAUACAAGGAAAAAUUAUAAUGAGAGAUUCUAGAGGCAAAAAUAAGACGAAAAUCAAAACUAUUAAUUUAUUGAUUGAGACUUCGUUAAAAA